UUAGUCAAAGACUGUCAAGGCAAAAGAGAGAGGGGAGAGAGACGACCGGGGAGACGAUGAUAAAUUCGUACUGGAAAGUGCUAUCUCGAGUCCAGCUUAUAGUUACACUUGUGUCAUAUUUCUUACUGCCACACCCAAGGCUUUUCAUUCAUAGAAAUACACCUUCUUGUCAAAUUCCGGAGCUCCUUUGCUAGCGAUUCAUUCCAGAAUGACAGCAUCUACAGACAUGGCCAAUGUCUCCCUGCCUACUUUCACUCCAAGCAUUGCACAAGAUCACAGUGGGGUUGCGUGUGAAAACUGGAAAGAAGUCCACCAUUUGGUCUUUCAUCUUGCCAAUGUGUGCUUUGCUGUUGGCCUCGUAAUCCCUACAACAUUAAAUUUUCAUAUGAUCUUUCUACGUACUUUGCUGAUGAUUGGGUGUGCCCUCUUUGUUGCCUGGGCUACUCUCUAUCGAUGUGCCUUAGAUAUCGUCAUUUGGAACUCUGUCUUUCUUCUUGUCAACUUCUUGCACUUUUUAUACCUUGUGUACAAGAGGAGGCCAAUCAAAAUUGACCGGGAGUUAAAAACAGUCUACAAAAGAUUGUUUGAACCUCUUCAUGUGCCUGCUGACUUGUUCCAAAGACUCACAGGGCAGUUCUGUGCCAUCCAAACACUUAAAAAAGGCCAAGCGUAUGCUGCAGAGGACAAAACUUCAGUUGAUGAUCGGCUGAGUGUCUUGCUGAAGGGGAAAAUGAAGGUAUCAUAUCGAGGACAUUUUCUGCAUAAUAUUUACUCGAAUGCCUUCAUUGACUCCCCUGAAUUUAGAUCCAGUCAGAUGAACCGUGGGGAAAAAUUCCAGGUCACCAUUGUAGCAGAAGAAAACUGCAAAUUCAUAUGCUGGUCCCGUGAAAGACUAACAUAUUUCUUGGAAUCGGAGCCCUUUUUAAAUGAAGUGUUUCGAUAUCUUAUAGGAAAAGACAUCACAAAUAAGCUGUACUCCUUAAAUGACCCAACAUUGAAUGAUAAGACAGCCAAAAAAAUAGACCGACAGCCAAGUCUUUGUUCCCAGCUGUCAAUGAUGCAGAUGAGAAACAGCCUGGCUAGUACAGGUGACACUGAUGAUGUCCUAAAAGACUUUCUUCGUGGUGGCUCCACAGCAUCCUCUAUUCACAAAUCUCCUCACACAAGGCCUUCUAGCAAAAUGAAGCCCAUUGAGGAAGGUAUAGAGGAUGACGUUUUUGAAUCUGAUGCACCAAAUCAGCUUUCACCGUCAAGAUUAGAAGCAGGUGAGAGGACCUCUAGUGGUGAAGAUGCAUAACCAAACAGAAACUGGUAUAUUCACCUUCAAGGAAACUUCCAGAAGCAGAGAAUCUUCAAAUGCAUAAUUCUGAGGACUCGAGGAAAUGUCAGCUGUCAAAAGUGUCUAUGGUUUUUGUAAGACUACACAUGGAAAUGUGGUGAAAGGCAACUUGCUAUCGGCAUUAAUUGGAUGUGUGCACCAGUUUAUUAUAAGAUUUGUCGUGUUGUUACACUCACAUUUAGUUAAAUUAAUGAUUUUCUGUA
Messenger RNA from Polypterus senegalus (gray bichir), 1542 nucleotides. RefSeq names its product blood vessel epicardial substance (gene popdc1). NCBI's taxonomy places the organism in Eukaryota, Metazoa, Chordata, Cladistia, Polypteriformes, Polypteridae. The transcript has 8 exons. Gene Ontology annotation, cellular component: sarcolemma. Bases 209 to 1297 code for a protein of 362 amino acids. Gene Ontology annotation, molecular function: cAMP binding. The record is from RefSeq and is a predicted model, not a curated record.